AUGAAGAUCUUAGACUUCAAAGUUCGGGUGGAUCCGGGUGCCCGAAACUUCCUAUCGGGUAGUACCCGAGUUGUCCAAGGAUGGCCGAUUCGGUCUGGCGGGUACUCCGAAAUCUGCCACUUGCAAGUCACUGGUAAUCAGCAACAUUUCUCACGAGGAGAUGCCUACCGAGAGCCCAAGAGCAACCGCCAGAUCGAAGUCCUGGAGUCUGAGGAGUCGGAAGAGGCGCCAGCAGCACUUACGGAGCUCUCAGAUGCUGACAAGGGCCGUCCGCGAAGGAAAAAUGCAGCAUCUCCGAGAGUCGACGAUGUCUUCGGGAAGUGCGUUGCCAUUAAUGAUGAAAGCUAA
Phytophthora infestans T30-4 is the source of this 348-nucleotide messenger RNA. RefSeq lists its product as uncharacterized. The transcript is spliced from 8 exons. The record is from RefSeq and is a predicted model, not a curated record. Bases 1 to 348 code for a protein of 115 amino acids. NCBI's taxonomy places the organism in Eukaryota, Oomycota, Peronosporomycetes, Peronosporales, Peronosporaceae.